AUGCUCAGGGAUUUAGAGGAAAAGGAACGCGUUUUUGAAACUUACAAGGUCGCAAGCGGUUCAAAUCUUCGCUUCAAGACCAGAUCAAUAAUGGAUUUUAUCGAUUUCGAAAUGCACAGAGUUAUUAGGGUUCCUCUUCACCAAAUUUACGACGUUGAUCCUGCGUUGUGCGAACUGCUCUGCAACGCCUUUUUCGGCAGAACUAAGUGCUGGAAACGUGAAGAUGUUAACGACAUAUCCAGCCAAGGAUACGACAUGGAUCUUUGGCCUAACUGCAAAUUUCACCUAUACGCAGGAGUUUUGUGCAUGUACGCAUGUGUUGUGAUGGAAAAGUUGUUCAGAGGUGUACAUGAUGAAUAUAUGGCAAGGCUUUACGAAGAGAACCGAAGCAGUUUUGAACAUCGUGCUGUUGACUUGCUGAAUGAUAUUUUCCGUGAAAAUGCCAGCAUCGCCCUAAAUGUGCUCGAGAUCGAUUACGAGCGAAUUUUCAAAGGAGGAGAAGCCGGCUUUUUUGAAGGAGGUCAGGUUUCGAAAAAGGCUGACACACGCACUCGUCAAGCGACCACGUGUUGGGGAGGUUGUUGUCGAGUUCGGACUCCAUUGGGCAUACGAAGCGAAGAAGCAUCGAUUGAACUAAUGGCAAUAGCGUUUAGAGCCAAAGCUAUGGAUUUUCUCGCCCACAACUGCUGCCAGAGUUUGAUUGAGAGACGUUGGCAUGGAAGACUCCGAUUGAGUCCGACGAGGACACUCAUCAGCUACUUGUUCCCAUGUUUUAUCUAUAAAGAAUUUGCUCUGAGAAAAGCAAGGGGACCCGAACUGAGGAAGGCAACUAUCGCUGAAGAACCUGUCGAGCCACCCUCUACUAUGGAAGAGCUGAUAAACGAUCAAAAUGGGAGACUUCUUUCUCAUGUUUCUAAAAAUCCAGGAUUUGCGAACGCUGUGGACUUGGACACUCCAAGGCUGGUUGCAGCUGAAGCAUCAACACCUACGUCUAUGGAAUUGGAAUACCUGCAGAAGCCUUCCAUUCUUAGCACUCGACGAGUUGCUACCCCUAAAAAUGUGAUGAAAUGCCCUCGAGUUCCUAAGUUUCCCGUGAAAGAACGAGACCUCUGCACCGUCCAUAGUAGUGGAGAUCCAUCACCGUCUAUAAUUGAGAGAAUUGCCCAAUCCACAGUGUUUCCAACAGAAGAAGAACAAAAAAGAGAUUCACCGAUCUACGAUCGAUUCGAUUUGCUUCCUCAUUAUAUCGCGAAGAAACCGCUUUGGCUUUGGUCUACAUUGAAGUUCUACACCACUACGAAAGCAAAAUUCUUCUAUCAUGUGGUUUUUCGUGUUGCUUAUGUGAUACUGUACAGCUGGGUUCUUGUUGCAAAACCAAGGAGAAGAUCGAGUGUACCGAAUAUCUCGAAUUAUUGGCCAGAAUUGCUCGUAGCACUUGUUCAGCUGUCACAAUUGUGUGAUGGCGUCGUCGGGAUCCGACAAAGGAUGCCUCCAGCUACACGUGUUUCUGAACCAUGGCUAUGCAGUAUUGCGGAAAGGUACACCAGAAAGUUCAAGAGAAUACGACUGGGGUUCUUUGAAUGGAGUUCUGAACACUUGUUUGGAUUCUAUCGUAAUAUGGUUAUAAUCGUCAAUUAUAUUUUACUAUCUGUACUUCUUAUUCAUGCAGGAUUCACCCAAGGCGAAAUUGUAGGUUAUUGGGCAGCGUUAGCAACUCUGAGUGAUCUGAUUUUCCAUGUUUCCUUCUUAUUUGCUGCUGUUUCUAUGAUACGGUUCCUGAGUGUCUUCUACUUUUUUAGUGUUCUUACGUUUAUGCUGAGGAGAAUGGUUAGGACUCUUGGGAAAUUUUUGUUGAUUUUUGUCAUGUUCUGGGUGAUAUUCGCAGUAUGUCAUAUAAGUAUGGCAGAAGAAUAUCCUGUUCGAAGUAAUCACUCACUAGUGUGGAUGAUGUUUCAAAAUGGAGCGUUUGAAAUUUUUGGUGAGGUUGACGACGAAGACAAAGUUGGAUCUGUAACAGGAUGUGGAGAGACUUCGUGGAAAUCAAUGUGGACGGCAAACAUUUCGGAUAUGCGCUGUCUUUUUCGUUCUACUCUAAUUCCUAUUACUGUAUUCACUUACAUGCUUGUUGCUAUAAGAAAAUGGAUUACUGUUAAUCGAGCAGGAAAGAAUAUGACGAAGUAUCAGGAGGAGGAUCUGCAAUUUACUGGAAAUACGAAAACUACUUUUUACUUGCAACAAGGUCGACCGUGGGGAACAUUAAAACAAGUGCGAAGACACUAUCGUGAUCUAAUUGACCUUGAUGAAGUCCGUAGAUUAGUCCCUAAAAAGAACAAGAAGUCACUGUUCCAUUCGCGUUUGAGAGAUUUGCUGAACUCUUCCUCUCAAGAAGAAGGGUCUAGUCCGGAAGGACGCAUUCUUAACGCACAAGCGUUGUUCCAAAACAUUUUCAAUAUCUUAAUGGAGUGUAUCCAAGAAGAAACUGGUCAGAUACGUACACGGGCCAAUACCGCCGUGGGAGAUCUUCAGAACCAUCUUCACCACUGCGGGUCCAACUCAAUGCCCGAUCUUCUAAAAGGAGAAUCAGCACCUGAGAUUUCAAGGCCAACUCUUUUGGAGUCCAAUAUGAGACGAUCUCCAUAUCACACGUUCUCUUCUGAUUUGCAGUUGGCUUAG
This is a messenger RNA of Necator americanus (New World hookworm), 2673 nucleotides long. RefSeq lists its product as uncharacterized. Gene Ontology annotation, cellular component: plasma membrane. The coding region runs from base 1 to 2673 and encodes 890 amino acids. The record is from RefSeq and is a predicted model, not a curated record. The transcript is spliced from 22 exons. Gene Ontology annotation, biological process: metal ion transport; monoatomic cation transmembrane transport. Gene Ontology annotation, molecular function: monoatomic cation channel activity. NCBI's taxonomy places the organism in Eukaryota, Metazoa, Nematoda, Chromadorea, Rhabditida, Ancylostomatidae.